AUGGCGGCCGCCGCCAUCUCCCACCUCCGCCGCGGCGCGCAGCGCCACGCGGUGCUAUGCAUCUCGCUGUCGCGCCGCCGCUUCUCCUCCUCCGCCGUGGCCUCGGCCUCCCCGCUCGCCGCGGCGGCGCGCCGCCUCCUCUCCACGACGGUGGACUCCGCCACGUCCACGUCGGGGGAGCACUACAAGCCGCCGCCCUUCGACCCCUUCCGCGCCGCCACCCUAUCGCCCUCGGCUCUGCCGCUAGAGUCGCUCCCGAUCGAGGAUGAGCCCCCGAGCAGCCCACCGUCACAGGAUGUGGCGGCCGCGUCCGUGGCGACGCUGGCGUGCCAAGAGGUGGAAUUAGAGGGCCUCAAGGCGGGGGUGGAGGCGGUGAAGAGCAGGGAGGAGUAG
Molecule: messenger RNA, 393 nt
Organism: Miscanthus lutarioriparius
Lineage: Eukaryota; Viridiplantae; Streptophyta; Magnoliopsida; Poales; Poaceae
Source: the annotation of a GenBank genome assembly